GGGCGAGAGGCGGGGUUCACCCUGGACUGGUCGCCAGUCAAUCGCAGGGCCAAUACGAGCAACAUCUGUAUAUUGAAACAUACUCGUAGAACUGGGGUUACACCCAGCUGUUACUAUCCUGGAGUUUUUACUUUCGAUUUCGACGAGAAGAGUUUGUGAUCCAAUUUUACGGUUAUUUGUGUUAAAUACUAACGUCUUUAAACGUCGGGUUGCAUCGCCUUGUAUCCAGCAGCUGUCAACUAGCAGUUUAUUCAGGAAAUUUACCUUCAAACAGCUAAUGUUAGUUAGUUAACAUGAAUUUAGCUUCUUAUCGUCGCUGAGCACCGAGAGCUCGUCCGUCGGCGGCUACUUCGGGACAACAUGGUGGGACUGCAGGGGACGACUGUGGAGCUCCUGUUCUGGUGUUUCUGUCACCUCAUUUUCUCUGGAAUAACCGCUGGACUUGAAUAUGCUAAGAAAGAGCGAGUCGUCGUACCUGAAGGCGAUGAUGCUCUUCUACCCUGUUCCCUCAGCACCAAGGAGGACCUGACACUAAAGCUCUUUGACUGGAAGAAAGAUGGUCAGAAGGAGGUGUUCCUGUAUGAAGCAGGCUCUCAUUACAAUAACGGCCGUCAUGGUCAAGACGAGCAGUUCAAAGGUCGUGUCUUCCAUUUUGAAGACAAACUGAAGAACGGUGACGCCUCCAUAAAGAUCAUAAAUACGAAGGUGGCUGACAGUGGAAACUACACCUGUGAUUUUCCACUUCAUCAGCCACGUCAAACGUUCCUCAUUGAGCUUGUUGUUGAUCUAGUGUUAAGAGACAGAUCAGGUGAAAUCUCAGGUGCAGCUGCAAAGCCAUUUGUCACAGUACUUCAUCACACGAAUGACUGGUCACAGCUGCAGUGUAAAGUCCUCAGUGCUCGUCCAGAGCCAACAGUGAAGUGGCAGGACAGUGCAGGAAACAAACUUCCUGCUAAAGAACCACAAGUCACAAAGAGUGGAAACCGUUUCAGUGUGAUCCUCCUCACCACUGUGAGCAAGACCGACGACUAUCACUGUGUGGUCACACAGGAGGAAAUCAGCCAUCAGACUGAGGCGGAGACUCAUGUUUACAUUCAUGGUGCAGCUGCAGAGCCAGAGAGCUGCACCGGAUCGACUGUUGCUGCUGUUUUCGGCACUCUUGCUGUUGCUGUUGUUUUGUUUGUUUUUCUUUUGGUGCUUUUUUGUAGGUGGCACAUCAAACGCCAGAGAGCUCUCAUCCGCCAUCUAAGACAGGAGAGACAUAAUGAAGUCAUGGAAGUGAGAGGUUUUAGAGAUUUGACUGAAGACAGACCUGAACACAGACCUGAAGCUGAAGAUGCAGAAUCAGAUUCUGAUUCUGAUAAUGACUCCGUAGUCAUGGAAGAGAGAGGAGCUUUGACUGAAGACUCUUCACACAGACUUGAAGCAGAAGAUGUAUUGUGAUCAUAUUCUUUAUGUGCUUUUUUAAUGACAGUUUCCAUUGUGUUUUAUUUAUAUUGCAUUGCAGUGGGCUGUCCCACAUGUCAAACAGCUAAUCAGAUGCUGUAAAUACAGGAGAGAUGUUACCACAGCACAGGCUCUGAGCGCCUCAGAAAAAGUUCUGUAAUGUCCUGAACUGAUCAGAUGACCUGCAGCAGGUUACUGAACGACUCAACUGAAUGACUUGUGAGCAGCUCAAGUCUUUUUAAUAAAACUUAUAGAAGGGUGUUUAUUGAACACUCUUUGAAUGUGUUUGAAUUUACUGAGUAUAUUGAACACUCAUAUCUUGCGCCCUCUUAGUGAGCCAGAUUUCACCAGCCAGUGAAAUUUAUGUUGUGCCUUGAAUUGUAUCAUUGAACGUUUGUAAUAAAGAUUAUUUUCAUUUUA
This is a messenger RNA of Scatophagus argus, 1866 nucleotides long. Its product is annotated as butyrophilin subfamily 3 member A3-like. The transcript is spliced from 7 exons. NCBI's taxonomy places the organism in Eukaryota, Metazoa, Chordata, Actinopteri, Scatophagidae. Bases 361 to 1443 code for a protein of 360 amino acids. The record is from RefSeq and is a predicted model, not a curated record.